AUGGCCACCCCUGCCUCUGGCAAGGCCGCAUCUCCAUCUUCAGCCCUGGCUGCUCUGCUGCUCCUGCUCUUUCUAGAUACUUCUAGCCGGGCCGUGGCCAAGGUUCCUGGACACCUCAAGCGCCAAGAGUAUUCCUUGAGCAGAGACCGCCCUGGAGACUCUGGGUCCCUCUCCUCCCAUCCUGUCCCCUGUUGCUCUUCUCUCCUGGUCUAUGAAGGGCUGGGCCUAGAUAAGACUUUGCACUGCUACUCCGUGCUCGGUCCCUCCCCUUCAGCUUGUGGCCAGUUGGGUGUGCAGGGCAAGAUCUUGGGCGGAGCGCCUGCCUCCAAGAAGUGGCCAUGGCAGGUCAGCGUGCAUUAUGCCGGCUUACACGUCUGUGGCGGCUCCAUCCUCAAUGAGUACUGGGUGCUGUCAGCUGCGCACUGUUUUGAGAGGGACAAGAACAUUCAAAGUUUUGACAUGUACGUGGGCAUGAUCAACCUCAAGGUGGCCGACAAGUAUACACUAUGGUAUGAGGUGAACCAGGUGAUCUUGCACCCCACCUAUGCAAAGUACCACCCUGUUGGAAGCGAUGUGGCACUGGUGCAGUUGAAGAGCCCCAUUGUGUUUUCUGACUCGGUGCUCCCCAUCUGCCUGGCACCUGCCAACGUGAACCUUACCAGUGUUUCCUGCUGGGCCACUGGAUGGGGAAUGGUAUCAUCACAAGGCCAUACUUUAGAUGAGCUGCAGGAGAUCCAGUUGCCUCUGAUCUCCCAGGCCCUGUGCCAGCUGCUCUAUGGAACAUCUUACAUCAUGCCAGACAUGAUCUGUGCUGGGGACAUCAUUAGAGCGAGGACUGUGUGUGAGGGUGAUUCUGGAGGCCCUCUGGUAUGUGAAUUCAACCGUAUCUGGUUUCAGAUUGGAAUUGUGAGCUGGGGCCGUGGCUGUGCCCUACCCAUGUUCCCCGGAGUAUAUGCUCGGGUCUCCUAUUUCUCAGAUUGGAUACGUCAUAACAUAGAAAUCACACCCAUUCCAAGUCAGCCAGUCCCUGAUCUCUGUCCAUCUCUGGGGGUUACCUUUAGUGUCUUUGUGAGCAUGCUGAUUGCAUGGCUGUCAGUGUUGUGAGGGCAGAGAACCUCAUCCCAAGCUUCCUUGUGGCUUCUUUGUGCCCUGUUUCUGUCAAGGGAAUGGCCAUCCUACAA
Molecule: messenger RNA, 1181 nt
Organism: Perognathus longimembris pacificus (Pacific pocket mouse)
Lineage: Eukaryota; Metazoa; Chordata; Mammalia; Rodentia; Heteromyidae
Gene: Prss38
Product: serine protease 38
Exons: 5
Coding region: 1-1104 (367 amino acids)
Biological process (GO): proteolysis
Molecular function (GO): serine-type endopeptidase activity
Source: RefSeq, a predicted model, not a curated record